AUGGCUAUGGCAAUGGCGCUUCGUAAGCUUUCAUCUUCCGUCAACAAAUCUUCACGUCCUCUCUUUUCUGCUUCAUCUCUUUACUACAAGUCUUCUUUGCCCGAUGAAGCUGUUUACGACAAAGAGAAUCCACGUGUUACGUGGCCAAAGCAAUUGAAUUCUCCACUUGAGGUUAUUGAUCCUGAAAUUGCUGAUAUAAUUGAGCUUGAAAAGGCUAGACAAUGGAAGGGGCUGGAACUGAUACCAUCAGAAAAUUUCACUUCUUUAUCUGUUAUGCAAGCUGUUGGCUCUAUCAUGACGAACAAAUACAGUGAAGGUUAUCCCGGGGCAAGAUAUUAUGGAGGAAAUGAGUAUAUUGACAUGGCAGAAACACUAUGCCAGAAGCGUGCCUUGGAAGCGUUUCGGUUGGAUCCUGCUAAAUGGGGAGUGAAUGUGCAGCCUCUGUCUGGUUCACCUUCAAAUUUUCAAGUUUACACUGCAUUGUUGAAACCUCAUGAUAGAAUCAUGGCACUUGAUCUCCCUCAUGGAGGGCAUCUUUCUCAUGGAUACCAGACCGACACCAAAAAGAUAUCUGCAGUCUCUAUAUUCUUUGAGACAAUGCCAUAUAGGUUGGAUGAAAGCACAGGUUACAUUGACUAUGACCAGCUAGAGAAAUCGGCUACACUCUUCAGGCCAAAAUUAAUAGUUGCCGGUGCUAGUGCCUAUGCAAGACUGUAUGAUUAUGCACGCAUACGCAAGGUUUGCGAUAAACAGAAAGCUGUGUUGUUAGCAGAUAUGGCACAUAUCAGUGGAUUGGUUGCAGCUGGUGUUAUCCCUUCACCUUUUGAUUAUGCAGAUGUAGUGACAACCACAACUCACAAGUCACUUCGCGGCCCACGUGGAGCUAUGAUAUUUUUCAGGAAGGGAUUGAAAGAAGUCAACAAACAAGGAAAAGAGGUGUUCUAUGACUAUGAGGACAAAAUCAAUCAAGCUGUCUUCCCCGGACUGCAAGGUGGUCCUCACAACCAUACCAUUACCGGUUUAGCUGUUGCAUUGAAGCAGGCUACAACUCCAGAGUAUAGAGCAUAUCAAGAGCAGGUUCUCAGCAAUAGCUCAAAGUUUGCAAAGGCUCUGAGUGAGAAAGGCUAUGAUCUUGUUUCCGGUGGGACUGAGAAUCAUUUAGUUUUGGUGAAUCUGAAGAAGAAGGGCAUUGAUGGGUCCAGAGUUGAGAAAGUGUUGGAAUUAGUACAUAUUGCCGCUAAUAAAAACACUGUUCCAGGAGAUGUGUCUGCUAUGGUUCCUGGUGGCAUCAGGAUGGGAACUCCUGCUCUUACUUCAAGGGGAUUUGUUGAGGAGGAUUUCGUCAAGGUAGCAGAGUAUUUUGAUGCAGCUGUGAGUUUGGCUUUGAAGGUUAAAGCAGAGAGCAAAGGAACAAAAUUAAAGGACUUCGUGGAAGUAUUGCAGACAUCCUCUUAUGUGCAAUCAGAGAUUUCCAAACUUAAGCAUGAUGUUGAGGAGUUUGCAAAACAAUUUCCAACCAUUGGUUUUGAAAAAGCAACCAUGAAGUACAACAAAUAA
Molecule: messenger RNA, 1557 nt
Organism: Lathyrus sativus (Indian pea)
Lineage: Eukaryota; Viridiplantae; Streptophyta; Magnoliopsida; Fabales; Fabaceae
Source: the annotation of a GenBank genome assembly